GCGUCGGGAACGCAGGCGGUGGUGCUAGUGCUCACGGGGUGGUGGGCAGAAGCUGGGGGCGAGGCGGGCGCCACUAGCCGGCCCGGAGGGCGUCUCAACUCCGUCGGGGCCCGCGGUGCGGGUCUCAGGACCGAGGACUAGGCAGCGCCCCCCCUGUCCGUGGCUGGCCCGGAGGAGGCCCGCGGCUGGACAUUCCCGGCCCGCGGUGUCUUGACGCGGUUCUGGGAGAGAUCCCCAGACCUCCUGGCCGCCCGUAGGGUGCCCUCCGCCACACCUGCGCAGGCCUCGGGGCACCCAGGUGCGGGGGCGUGUGCGCGGCUAGGGAGCCUCCCCCGGUCGCCAGCGAAGCGGGGGCGGGGCCGCCCGCAGCCCGCCGUCCUCAGUUUCACCGGUUCGCCUGCUGCGCCGGGCCGCGCGGCAUGAGCUCCCCGGGGACCGCGGCUCGGGAUGCUGCCCGCCAGCGCGGCCGUUCGCGCGCAGACCGCCGCCCCUGCACUUGCCUCUUGGGCCACGUCCCGCUGUUUACAUGCCGGUGAUUUAUGCCGCUUCGAACCCCUCUGAGCCCCGACUCCCCAAGGGUGAAGCCGGCCGGCCCGCGAACUAGACUGGUCGCUUAGACCUGGAGCUCCGGACUCAGCUCCCUGCCCGGUCCGCCGCCUCCGCCACCAUCUGGGCAGGAUCCGGCUCUGGUGUUUUGAGGAGGGGGUGUGGUGUAGGGAAAGGAAUCCUGGGGAUUUCUGUCCCCCCCUUUUUUGGCCUUCGGGGCUUUAGACUCAGGGAACUCGCUCAUGGCUUUCUUGAUGAAGAAGAAGAAAUUCAAAUUCCAAACCACUUUCACCCUGGAGGAGCUGACUGCAGUCCCCUUUGUGAACGGGGUCCUCUUCUGCAAGGUCCGGCUGUUGGAUGGCGGGGAUUUUGUCAGCUUGUCGUCAAGGGAGGAAGUGCAGGAGAACUGCGUGCGGUGGCGGAAGAGGUUCACCUUUGUGUGUAAGAUGAGUGCCAACCCGGCCACGGGCCUGCUGGACCCCUGCAUCUUCCGCGUGUCCGUGCGCAAGGAGCUGAAAGGCGGGAAGGCUUACUCCAAGCUGGGCUUUACUGACUUGAACCUGGCUGAGUUUGCGGGCUCAGGCUCCACGGUGCGCUGCUGCCUGCUGGAGGGAUAUGACACGAAGAAUACCCGUCAGGACAACUCCAUCCUCAAGGUCACCAUUGGCAUGUUCCUGCUCUCUGGGGACCCUUGCUUCAAGACGCCACCAUCCACUGCCAAGUCCAUCUCCAUUCCGGGCCAGGAUUUCUCCCUGCGGCUGACGUGUAAGGGUGGUGGGACAAGCAGUGGUGGCAGCAGCAGCACCAGCUCUCUGACGGGGUCCCGGCCUCCCAAACCCCGGCCCACCAUCCUUGGCUCAGGGCUACUGGAGGAGCCAGACCAUAACCUGUCCAGUCCCGAGGAGGUAUUCCACUCCGGCCACUCCCGUAACUCCAGCUAUGCCAGCCAGCAGUCUAAGAUCUCUGGCUACAGCACAGAGCACUCGCGCUCUUCCAGCCUCUCGGACCUGACGCACCGCCGGAACACAUCCACUAGCAGCAGCGCCUCCGGUGGCCUCAGCAUGACAGUGGAGGGCCCUGAGGGCAGUGAGCGGGAGCACCGGGCCCCUGAGAAGCCACCACGCCCACCACGGCCUCUGCAUCUGUCAGACCGUUCAUUUCGGCGGAAGAAGGACUCAAUGGAGAACCACCCGACCUGGGUAGAUGACACUCGGAUCGACGCAGACGACAUUGUGGAGAAGAUCAUGCAGAGCCAGGACUUCACAGAGGGCAGCAACACAGAGGACAGCAACCUCCGGCUAUUCGUGAGCCGUGAUGGCUCCGCCACUCUGAGUGGCAUCCAGCUGGCCAACAGGGUCUCUUCUGGGGUCUAUGAGCCAGUCGUGAUUGAAAGCCAUUGAGGAGCAGGUGUCCAGGCUGGAGAAGGGUCCUGCCUUCUCGGGUAUCCAGACCCACGUCAUUCCACGAGGAACCUUCCCAUUUGGAUCACCAUUCGCACCACAUCUCUGUGCCUCCUCCAAGCACUCCAGCCCAUACCUGUUCCCUAAGCAUCAUUCCAUUGUCCUCCCAUCCAUGCCGGGAGCCUCCUGGCCCAAGAGGGCCCAGGCACCACUGUGAAUAUUCUCCUCUGAACCACUAGAGGGCAGGACAGGUGGGCAAGAGGAGCCAGCCAAGACCAGCUAUGCUGGAGACCGACCUGGCCCACUUGCAGAGGACAUGCGGCAGCACCUGAAUAUAUGGGGAUGUUUGUGGCUGAGGGCCUGUCCAUUCCAGGGGCACUGGCUUUGGUCAUGCCCUGGCAGAGCCUUGCUCCAUUGUCCCCUUUCCCUGGGGAGGGGGGCAGACUACCCCUGGAAUCCUGCCACCUGUGACCCUUUGACUGCUUAGUGCUUCAGCUUUCCCUUCCCUGUGUCCUGGGGGACCUGCUGGCGGCCUCCUCCUAGGAGCCACAACCUCAGACCUGGCCCACACUCCGGAUUGAGACCCCACCUUCCCCAGCGAAUGUUCUCCUGCUGCCCUGGCAGCCUGCACUUUGCACAUGCUUGUCCCCAGUGCAGCACCAUUGGCCCUCUCCUCCUGACCCCUUCCCAAGGACUCCUGGUCACUGCCUGCUGUGCAGUCAGAGGCUGGUGUCCAGCAGCCCGGCCGGAACGGGAUGCUGCUUCUCCCUCCAGGUAGCUCCAGCUCAGUCUGCGCGCUGAGGGUGCCCUCUGCUCAGGGCUGGGUCCUGAGCAGCUGGUUUCUUACAGGAAGGUUGGGGUAAGCAAAGCCACUUUCUCUGCCCUCAGAGUGAGCUGACCCAGGCUGGGGUGGAUGCCAACAGAGGCAGGUGGGCUGUGACUGGACCACCCGGAGCUGGCUUCCUGGCUGGAAAAGCUGUAGUCUUCCUCUGGAAGCAUCCCCCCUUUUGGGCAAGGGAGAGUUGGGAUCCUUUAAGGGGUAUGCUUUCCCCGCAGGGAGCAGUCUGGCCCUGCGCCCUGGCCCCUACCCUCACUAAAGCCUCUGCUCUUAGCACUUUCCCCCUGGUCCUUGUAACCUGCUUGAAGGUGGAUUCUGGCUGCCAGCCAGCCCCUGGACAGACUCUCCUGCCCCUUUUAAAUAUCACUUGUGUAAACCCAGCAGGCUGGUGUUUACUUAGCCCUGUAGGUUUUUUCUGUUCUUUUUUUUUCUUUCUUUUGAUUGAGUUCACAGUUAAAUAUUGCCUCCACCCCCAGGUGAGGGGAGGUCCUUCUCUUCUCUGCCCCAUCUGCUGGCUGGGUCCAGCAGGCUGGGGACCCAGCUGGGGAGCAUGGGUGUUCUCCCCAGGCUGGGAGCAUCCUUGCCCAGCUCCCUAGCUGGCCAGAGUAGGGUUCUUGGUCUAGGAACUCCCUGGCAUUGGGACCAGAGCAUUUCUAGGGUUUUGUUGUUGUUGUUGUUUUACUGAUCUAACUCUUAGAAAAUGAAUGUUGGAAGGUGCCUGCCAAGGCAGGAUGGAGCAUUUGCUCAAGUUGGAGAAGGCUCUGGUCUGCCCAAGAGUCCCUUUCUGCCCCCACAGAGAUACUGGCACUUUAAAAGGAAACUGGCCACACAGUCUCCAGAUGAUGAAUUGGCCCCCUGAAGGUGGAGGAAUGCUGUCCUUCCCUUCUGUCGGUGUCAUCUCACCCACCCCAGUGGGGAGGUACAUUCAGGGUAUUUGGGAUAUGAUUCAAAGUUCUGGGACUUCAGGCCCAGAACAACAUUGGCUUUGGUGCUGUUGGGGAGAUCCCUCCAAACCACGAGUCUCAGCCCCAACCCCACCAAGGUCUGGGUUUGGCAGUCACCCCAGAAUGAGACAGAGCCUGCCACUUGCUCCCAUACCAGGCCCUGGGCAGGGUAAUUGGGCCACCUGAGAAUUUGGCCACAACCAAACUGAUGCUGACUGGAGCCAGAGGCCCAGAGUCUUGGCCUUGUCCCCAUGAGGGAGUCCUUUCUUCAGCACUCUUGCCCCCUUGAGCUCAGUGAAUUCCCACCAGGUGCCCCUAGCUCCUGGACUUCAAAUUCUAUAUAUAGAGAGAUGGAGAGACUAUAUUAGAGAUAUUUUUGGAAGGAAUUGGUCUAUGCAAUGCCUGUUUGGAAUCUUCUUGAAAGUUUAAUGUUUUUACUGGGAGAUAUAAAGAAAAUAAAAGUCUACAAUAUUUUUA
This is a messenger RNA of Otolemur garnettii (small-eared galago), 4205 nucleotides long. RefSeq names its product family with sequence similarity 102 member A (gene EEIG1). The record is from RefSeq and is a predicted model, not a curated record. Bases 789 to 1946 code for a protein of 385 amino acids. Lineage: Eukaryota; Metazoa; Chordata; Mammalia; Primates; Galagidae. The transcript is spliced from 11 exons.